Aureobasidium uvarum is the source of this 1404-nucleotide messenger RNA. The record is from the annotation of a GenBank genome assembly. NCBI's taxonomy places the organism in Eukaryota, Fungi, Ascomycota, Dothideomycetes, Dothideales, Saccotheciaceae.
CCCGAGACGAAAAAGAAACAUCGCGGCGGCAAGAAGGAACACCUCAAGAGACAACGCCGGCAAGAGCGCAAGAUCCUGGACGACGACAUGAACAGUGACGAUAUCGAACCUGGCGAAAUGCUUGCCUUCGAAUCUCGCGACGUUGGACCCAAGGGUCUCGGCCUGUUCGCAACACGCGAUAUCGAACCUGGAGAACGCCUCAUCCAAGAAACUCCGCUGUUCGUCCUCCCCAAACAAGAGACACUAAAUGCAGCCAUCGUGGACAGCUUCAUGCACUUGUCGUCAGAUCAGCGUGCGGCCUACUUGAAGUUGAGUUCCUAUACCACGUGCACUGUGAAGACACAACCCAGGGUCGUCAGAAUGUCGGCGGCUGAGGAUGGUGCAGUCAGCUUGCCAGAUUUGGAAGGCCCUGACUCUCCACUUGAUGACAAUGGUUCCCCAGCCAAGCAAGUUGAUCGUCGCAGUUGUGCGUCUGACGUGCAGCCUCUUUCCAGCGACUCUGAUACUGAGAACAGCUGCAAGUCUCCCAAUCCGGCCAGCGGCAGCGGCGAUCUAAGCCUCAAAAACCCGACAAGCUUGAGCCGUCGGAAUCUNGAAGACACGACCAGCCCACCGGUUCCACAGCCAAGAGUUGAUUCUCCAAUCUGGAAUGUCGAUGAUCUGGGAGAUGCUCUUCAGACAACAAUCACUGACUCGGGUAUGGGAAGCGGUGUGAAUGACUCGACUGAGUGUGAUCAUCAAGACCACGAUACAGAUGAGUGCAAGAUGACCGAGUCGCUCGCUGCCCAUGUGGUCAACAUCUGGCGAACUAACUCGUACAUGCUCGACGAUGGCAUCACUCUUGACUCUGCUGGCAUUGGACUGACUGCAUCACGUCUCAACCACUCGUGCGUUCCCAAUGUUUACACGGCUUUCAACAGUACAUCCGGACACAUCACUGUACAGGCCCUCAAGCCCAUCACUGCUGGAGAUGAGCUGUGUACUGCCUACAUCAACGGCGCGGGCAAGUUGCGUUUCGAGCGACGUGCUCAGCUGAGUAUGUGGGGGUUCACCUGCACAUGCAUUGCUUGCGCCGACGGCCGCGACGAGUCUCGCCGCCGGGGUAUCAAAACAUUGAUUACCAAGGUCGAAGGGGUCAAGAUGCAGAUGUUGGAUGGUGCUGCAGACCUGUCGGUCGCCCAGGUCGAACAGACGGUUGAAGAUCUACUCGACCAAGCUACUCUCAUGAGCGACGAAGGCUUGCUGGGCCCAGACCUGGCUGAUGUAUGCUGCAUGCUGAUCGGUCGUCGUGAAGAAGCGGGCGCUCUCCAGUCGUCCGGCUUUGGUAUCCUGUUACGCGGCUAUGGAAUUGACAACCCUAUUUGCACAGCAGCCCUUCAGGCCGGCGACAUGGACGAAGCUUGA